This is a messenger RNA of Chara braunii, 1265 nucleotides long. NCBI's taxonomy places the organism in Eukaryota, Viridiplantae, Streptophyta, Charophyceae, Charales, Characeae. The record is from the annotation of a GenBank genome assembly.
CUGCAUGGUAGGCGAUGGGGAUCAAAAGAGAAGUAUUUACCGCGGGAAACUAUGCGAGGUUACCGCAAUCGAAGUCAAGCAGCUGGGCGACACAGAUGAUGGGCCCGCGCUUUCUUCAUCCCUCCGAGUUCAGGACAAAGGUCAUUGACAGGUUGAAGGCGCUGAGGCAUCCCUAUUUACUCACUCUGUUGGGAGCCUGUUACGAGGAGAAGUGUCUCGUUUAUGAGCACAUGGAAAACGGAAGCGUCAAGGACUGCAUCACCUGUGGAGAGGGGCAGCAAGGAAGAAGGGGUUUGCCGUGGUACGUUCGCUUCCGCGUUAUGGCAGAGGUCGCCCGCGCAGUGUGCUUCCUUCACUCGAGUUCACCUGCCACAGGUCACCGUGGUCCAAUCAUCCACCGUGCCAUCAAGCCGGCAAACAUUUUCCUGAACGAGAGCUUUGCUGCCAAGCUCGGUGAGGUGGACCAGGCAUUGCUUGCCUCCGAUCGGACACGAGGAGUGCAGAGACGGGCUGGAGAAACUUCCGUGCGGCUUGUCCUGGGAAGUAGCUCUCAGUACAUAGCCCCAGAGUACUUUCAAUGCGGCGUCCUGAAUGAGCAGACGGACAUCUACGCGUUGGGUAUCACUCUCUUGGAGAUGCUGACCGGGAAGUUCUGGAACGCACUCCGCAUCGUAGAGGAUGCUAUUGAAGACGAGGCAGCUUUCAAAAAUGCUCUCGACCCGAAUGCGGGCUGCUGGGAUAUUGCUCUGGCUCGGGAGAUCGCCAACUUGGGGCUGAGCUGCGCCAGUUUCAGUAAGCGUUGUCGACCAAACAAGGUGUCCGACUGGAUUCUGCCGGUGCUUGAGGAAGUUGCCCAGAAGGUGGCUCUCACGGACUCUCUUGAGGAUGCAUAAGCCAAGGAGUCCCAGGGACCAGAGAUGUUUUCGCAGCCUGACUGAUGAUGUUUCGUUUGAAGGUGGUGAUAUUCCUUUUUCUUUCUUUUUUUCCGUAAUUCGUACAACCCAACAGCAGACACUGAUUGAGACAUCAACUGUGUCCGUUUCUUUGAGUUCUUAGGUAUUUUUCUUAUCAAUAAGUAAACAAAAACUAGUUCCAGAUCAGCGUGACACAUGGUAGGAGGGACUACAAUUCGUAUGAUCAUUUGUCUGUAACUCAUUCUUCUCUCUUGAUGAUUUUCAAGCUCUAUUAAAGUCUUUACUAGUUUUGGAUACGGCUCUCUCAGUUUUUGUUUUUUCUUGAUCAUAAAGACUUUAAUAGAGCUUGAA